AGUUUGAUGUCAAUAGUAAUAGCUUUGAUGAGUUUAUUGAUUAUAAUGAAGAGGUCUUUUGGAAUGUUCAAGCAAAUAUUAUUUCUUAUGCUGAAAGCUAUGAAGAAAGCCUUCAAGAUAUUCAAGAGAAUAUUUUUUCUCAUGCUGAAAAUUAUGACCAACUCUAUGAAGAGUUUCAAGGAA
Molecule: messenger RNA, 183 nt
Organism: Racocetra persica
Lineage: Eukaryota; Fungi; Glomeromycota; Glomeromycetes; Diversisporales; Gigasporaceae
Source: the annotation of a GenBank genome assembly